AUGCCUUCUUCGUUCUUUGUCAUUGGCACCGCUGUUAUCCUUCUGGCGGGAAUCUUCAUCCACAACUAUAGCAAGGGGUCCAAAGUACCGCCCCACGCGAAACUGCCUCCUGGGCCAAAGGGCAAACCGAUCGUGGGCAACCUGUUGGACAUUCCGCCAAAACACUCAUGGUUGAAGUUCAAGGAAUGGGCCGACCAAUACGGGCCGAUCUAUCGCCUCGACAUCUUUGGGCGCAACCUCGUCGUGGUGUCGACGGAGAAAAUUGCCAAUGACCUGCUGCGGGAGCGAGGAAACAUCUACUCCUCACGCGAACAAUUGCCCAUGGCCGCUCAGCUCAUCUCACGGGGCUUGAGGCCUCUGUUUCUGCCACAUGGAGACUUGUGGCGACGAGUGCGCAAAGUGAUGCACAACAUGACUAUGCACGCCUCGGCGACUUCGUACCAGCCGGUUCAGAUCUACGAGUCGGAGCGUCUGCUCCACGACUUGAUCGCCACUCCGGAGAAGUACGAGUCAAUCUUCGAACGAUACGCAGCAGCGGUGGUCCUGCGGUUAUGCUACGGCAAGACGGUUGACACCGGUGACGAGCAGUACGUGCGCGACAUCCUCCAUAUCACCCACACCGUCGAGCGAACGGCCUCUCCUGGGGCCUACCUUGUCGACACGUUCCCGGUCCUCAUGUGGUUGCCCGCGUGGCUCGCGCCGUUCAAGCAGGAAGCAGCCCGGCUGAACGCCUUUGAAGUCAAAACCUUCAGGGGCCUCCUGCUCGAAGUCCGCGACAAGAUGCAGGGGGGAAAGGCUCCAAAGUGCUUCGCGAGAUCCUUCCUCGAGAAACAGGCUGAGUACAACCUUUCGGAUAACGAGGGAGCCUAUGCCAUCGGCACGCUGUUUGAGGCCGGCGCCGGCACCACGGCGGCCAUGAUGAUGUCCUUUGUGCUGUGCAUGUGUCACCACCCCGACUGGCAGAAGAAGAUGCAGGACGAGGUUGACCGCGUCAUUGGUGACAGUCGUAUGCCGGAAUACAGCGACAUACCGUCCUUGCCGACCUGUCGAGCCGUGAUCAAGGAAGUCCUGAGAUGGCGUCCCGUGACCGCUGGCGGUGUACCGCACGAGUUGAUCAAGGACGACGUUUACAACGGGUUUUUCUUCCCCGCCGGCACGAACGUCCAUGCGAACCAAUGGGCCAUCCACCGUGAUCCAGAACUAUACCCCGACCCGGAAACCUUCAACCCUGACCGCUGGCUCUCGCCCAAGUACCCGACCUAUCGCGAACCGCUCGACAAAUUCCCCAGCCUGCAGAACUACUCGUGCUUCGGGUUCGGGCGACGGAUCUGUCCGGGCAUGAACAUUGCCGAGAACUCGCUGAACCUGCUGAUCGCGAGGAUCGCGUGGGCGGCGCAUAUUUCCAAGAGGCCCGGCGUCGAGGUUCCACUGUACGAUUAUACUGUCGGGUUCAAUGUGCAGCCUCGGCCGUUUGUGUUUGAUCUCAAACCACGGAGUGAGGCGAAGAAGACGUUGAUUCAUACCAUCUGGGAGAGCGGAAAGGCUAGGGAUCCGCUCGACGAGGUGAAGACGUUGUAG
This is a messenger RNA of Cladophialophora yegresii CBS 114405, 1578 nucleotides long. RefSeq lists its product as uncharacterized. The transcript is spliced from 4 exons. Bases 1 to 1578 code for a protein of 525 amino acids. Lineage: Eukaryota; Fungi; Ascomycota; Eurotiomycetes; Chaetothyriales; Herpotrichiellaceae. Gene Ontology annotation, molecular function: oxidoreductase activity, acting on paired donors, with incorporation or reduction of molecular oxygen; heme binding; monooxygenase activity. The record is from RefSeq and is a predicted model, not a curated record.